This is a messenger RNA of Fusarium coffeatum, 342 nucleotides long. RefSeq lists its product as uncharacterized. Bases 1 to 342 code for a protein of 113 amino acids. The record is from RefSeq and is a predicted model, not a curated record. Lineage: Eukaryota; Fungi; Ascomycota; Sordariomycetes; Hypocreales; Nectriaceae. The transcript is spliced from 2 exons.
AUGGCUGUCUUUGGAUCGUUCCGCAAGUGGCUUGCCCUCAAGCAGUACCAACUAGAGGUCACUUUCAGCGUUUACAUGUUCACGCCAUGGGAGAAGUUCUUCUUCAGCUCUGUCGUUUUCCUUCUCUUCAGCUUGACCUUCAUCGCCGCCUGCCUCUACCUCCCCCAUCACAUCUCCUUCCUCGUCGGUCGUGCAUGGUACUACAUGAACGGAGAGCAGAUUGACGUUGCUGAGGUAGUGCAGGAGGCCGUCAAGGAUAUGUCUGCUAGCGCACUAUCAGGUACAACGGCAAGUGUGGUGGACGUUACAAAGGAGACGCUCGAAAUUGUUAAAGAGCUAUAA